GGCUCUCCAGGGAAUCCUCCUGCUCUGAUUGUGACCAUGGGAAAGAGAGUGGCUGUCGUGCUGGCUGGCUGUGGGGUGUACGACGGGAGUGAGAUCCAUGAGUCUUCUGCUGUGCUGGUGCAUCUCAGCAGGGAGGGGGCACAGGCAGAGGUUUAUGCUCCUGAUGUUGACCAGAUGCAUGUGGUGGACCACGUGAAAGGACAGCCAACUCAGGAGAAGCGCAACGUGCUAGUUGAAAGUGCCAGAAUAGCCAGAGGCAACAUCAAGGAUCUAGCUAAGCUGGAUGUCAAGGGGCUGGAUGCCCUAAUCAUACCAGGUGGCUUUGGAGUGGCUAAAAACCUGAGUACUUGGGCCACCCAAGGCAAGAACUGCAUCGUCUCCAAAGAGGUGGAGGACGUCCUGAAGGCAUUCCACGCUGCCAAAAAGCCCAUUGGCCUGUGCUGCAUUUCCCCAGUGCUGGCAGCCAAAAUCUUCCCAGGUUGCGAGCUGACUGUGGGUCAUGACACAGAGUGUGAGAAAUGGCCUUAUGCGAAGACUGCUGAGACCAUGAAGGAGCUUGGUUGCAAGCAUGUGAACAAACACGUCACUGAAAUUCACGUGGAUGUGAAGAACAAGCUGGUGACCACCAGCGCCUUCAUGUGCAAUGCCCCCAUUCAUGAAGUCUACGAUGGCAUCGGAAAAAUGGUCAGAGAAGUGGUCAGACUUGCCUGAAUGCCACAAAGCCA
Messenger RNA from Pygoscelis adeliae (Adelie penguin), 725 nucleotides. RefSeq names its product ES1 protein homolog, mitochondrial-like. The coding region runs from base 37 to 711 and encodes 224 amino acids. Lineage: Eukaryota; Metazoa; Chordata; Aves; Sphenisciformes; Spheniscidae. The record is from RefSeq and is a predicted model, not a curated record. The transcript is spliced from 4 exons.